AUGGCCGACGCACAGAGUGCAUCAGACAUGCAGGCUACUGCCCUUGGCGGUGUAAAGAAGGGUCCCGAUUCACAGAGCGUGACGAAGAGAUUGCAAACCGAACUGAUGAUGCUCAUGACUUCGCCAGCUCCUGGUGUUUCCGCGUUUCCAUCGGCCGACGGCAACCUUAUGUCGUGGCGGGCGACCAUUGAGGGCCCCGACGAUACCCCGUACGCGGGCCUCACGUUCAAACUUUCCUUUGCCUUCCCUGCCAACUAUCCCUACGCACCGCCGACAGUGCUUUUCAAGACGCCCAUAUACCACCCCAAUGUUGAUUUCUCCGGACGAAUUUGCCUCGACAUCCUGAAGGACAAGUGGACGCCUGCCUACAACACCCAGACUGUACUGCUAAGUCUGCAGAGCCUGCUCGGCGAGCCGAACAACGCCUCUCCCCUCAAUGGCGAAGCUGCCGAGCUGUGGGACACCGAUGCCGAGGAGUUCAAGCGCAAGGUGUUGGGCCGUCACCGUGAUGUCGACGACGAGUAG
Sporothrix brasiliensis 5110 is the source of this 525-nucleotide messenger RNA. Its product is annotated as ubiquitin-conjugating enzyme E2 C. Lineage: Eukaryota; Fungi; Ascomycota; Sordariomycetes; Ophiostomatales; Ophiostomataceae. The record is from RefSeq and is a predicted model, not a curated record. The coding region runs from base 1 to 525 and encodes 174 amino acids. The transcript is spliced from 3 exons.